Messenger RNA from Oncorhynchus nerka (sockeye salmon), 1791 nucleotides. RefSeq names its product circumsporozoite protein-like. The record is from RefSeq and is a predicted model, not a curated record. Lineage: Eukaryota; Metazoa; Chordata; Actinopteri; Salmoniformes; Salmonidae. The transcript has 4 exons. The coding region runs from base 215 to 1111 and encodes 298 amino acids.
AAGGGUCUGGGAUUCCUUUAUGAGGUGCAACCAAAACAGCUGUUAGAAAUAGCAACCGGGAUAUUCUGGCAGGCUGUCGAGAAUUAGUUCUUGAAUACUGUUGUGGUUUUGAUCACUAAAAUGGCUGUGACUUUUGGACUCUCUUUGAGUGUUUCUUGGAUUUGUUGCCUGCUAAUUGGAGGGAUAACUUGUUUUACACUUAAAGGUAACGCUCAUGGGCAUCCUGCCUACACUGGACCUGAACCAACUGGAUCCUAUGCCCAAGCAAGUGCGGUGUCUGGUCCAAAUGCUAAAGCUACUGGCCACAAUGCCACGUCAGCAGAAGCUACUGGCCACAAUGCCACGUCAGCAGAAGCUACUGGCCACAAUACCACGUCAGCAGAAGCUACUGGCCACAAUGUCACGUCAGCAGAAACUACUGGCCACGUCAGCAGAAGCUACUGGCCACAAUGCCACGUCAGCAGAAGCUACUGGCCACAAUGCCACGUCAGCAGAAGCUACUGGCCACAAUGCCACUUCAGCAGAAGCUACUGGCCACAAUGCCACGUCAGCAGAAGCUACUGGCCACAAUGCCACGUCAACGGAAGCUACUGGCCACAAUGCCACGUCAGCAGAAGCUACUGGCCACAAUGCCACGUCAAGUGUAAAGUCCGGCGCCUCAGCAGCAGCUUCAGGCCCCGGCGCCUCAGCAGCAGCGUCCGGCCCCGGCGCCUCAGCAGAAGCGUCAGGCCCCGGCGCCUCAGCAGGAGCGUCAGGCCCCGGCGCCUCAGCAGGAGCGUCAGGCCCCGGCGCCUCAGCAGGAGCGUCAGGCCCCGGCGCCUCAGCAGCAGCGUCAGGCCCCGGCGCCUCAGCAGAAGCGUCAGGCCCCGGCGCCUCAGCAGGAGCGUCAGGCCCCGGCGCCUCAGCAGGAGCGUCAGGCCCCGGCGCCUCAGCAGGAGCGUCAGGCCCCGGCGCCUCAGCAGCAGCUUCAGGCCCCGGCGCCUCAGCAGAAGCUUCAGGCCCCGGCGCCUCAGCAGAAGCAUCAGGCCCCGGCGCCUCAGCAGAAGCGUCCGGCCCCGGCGCCUCAGCAGAAGCGACAAGCCUUGAACAGACGGCCCGACCACUCAGCUAGGGAGAUCAUAAUUUGGUUUGGCCAACUCCUUAAUCAUCUUAUCCCUGUUACUGUGCCUCUUGCAGAAAAGGGUAAAGGUAACUGAGGUGGGGAAAUGUGCAAACUAAUGCGCUUGUUUGAAAUGAGGAUCUCUUUCACUUGUACAUCGUCAUGCAAAUUGUAUAAAGGGGUGGAUGAUACAAUGUUAUGAAUUGUUUUUAUAAACAUACGACUAAAUUGACUUCUGAUGUAGCGAUAUUGCUGACACACUUUUAGGUUCUAUGGUUAUGCUUUUGAUUUAGCCUGGUGUUCCUGCUAGUCUUGCGUGAUUUGCUCAAUAAACCAUUUGACUUUCAAAAAACCUUGUCCUUAAAAUAUAAUGUUCUCUUCUGCCUACCAUGUGCUUGCUGUUUGGGAACAGACUGUGGGCCUGGAGUAAUGGGGAAUGUGGUUCACAACCCUUGUAUAAACAGAUUUGUUUCGGGUAGUUCAAAUUCUAAAGGUUGCUAACUUGUCAGAGCUCAUACACUACCUGUCCCUUAGUGUAGGCUGUUUGAUUUACAGUAAUCUGCCUUUUACCACCAAUGCCUAGAAUGUGAAUGCAGUGUAACUCAUCAUCCCAUUACCUGUCACUAACCGGUCCCAGGGACGCUGAAGUUUCUCCUUGGCCUUAUUCAGAAACAUUAAAACAACUUGAUACA